CCCCUGCAGAGCCGGGGCACGUGUGCCCAGCGCCCCCGGCUCCCCGCAGGGACUGGCUCCAGACCGCUCGGGCUGGGCGUUUACACGUUGCCCGGCUGCUCCGAAUGCGGGCGCAGAGCGGAGCAGCGGGGGAGCGCUGCCUUUCCCGGGGUGCGUCCUGACUUCCAGCCCGGGGGGCGUAGGCUUGGGGGCACCCUGCCCUAGGGUGACCAGGACUGUCCCUGUAAAAUCGGGACAUCUGCUAUUUGGGGCUUUUUCUUAUAUAGGCACCUAUUACCGCCCACCCCGGUCCCGAUUUUUCACAUCUGCUCUCUGGUCACCCUGCCCCGGGUGCAGCUCUUAGCGCCCCGCUUCCUAGCGCUAGCGAGAGCGGGCCUAGCACUGCCAGGACUGUGUAGCCGGGCAGGGGGAAGGCUGGCAAGGAAAUGCCUUGAUUCCUGGGCUGUGGCUGGUUCUUAGCGCCUCUGCUCGCCUGCCUCAGGUGGCCUUUGGAGCGUGUGCCUGCUUCGCUGCAUCCUGGAGGGUGGUAGUCAGGGCCUGGCGGUUGCAGGUGCUUGGCUGCAGAGCGUGUUAACAGGGCACCAGCAUCGCUUUACACAGGAGGCUCAUUGCAGUGCCAGAGGGUUACCUAAUGUCAAGCAGCCUGGAUUCUAUUUCGGAGUUUCCUACUGACUUGGGUGUCAUUCAAAUAAAAAGCCAAGGAGUUUGACGAAGGGAGUGUUCUCGCUUGUUUGGAUUCCGAGCAUUACACCGAACAGCUACAGUGUCAGAACUGUACUGGGAGACCAGGGAUGCAACCAACUCCCAGAGCUACUUAGGAAAGAGCCUUCAAAGGUUUCUAACAGAUCAGCUGGAGGAAUCUCUAGAACUUGCCUGCUAGUGACAUUGUAACGUAGUAACAUUUUACGUUACAAACCAUGCCAGCUCGCUGCGUAGUGGCCAGGUGUUCCAACACCACCCAAGAUGGUGUAUCCUUGUUCAAAUUUCCAAAAGACCCUCACGUUAGGAGCCUUUGGGACAGAUUUGUUCGGAUGAAGAGAGCAGACUGGAGAGGGGGACACGACCGCUCACUGAUCUGCUCUGCGCACUUCACAGACGAGUGCUUUGACAUUUCAAGCGUGACGCAAAAAAAAUUAGAAUUUGGAAAGCGGUUGCUUCUAACCAAAACAGCGGUUCCGACUCUGAACGUCUGCCCGAGCAUGAAUGGGAACCCACAGUCCCUAUCGCAACCAAAAGGAAGAGGAGCCUUCCGGAAAAAAAUCAUCGAAGAGGCUGAUGAAUGGGAGGUGGAACCGCAGGUCCUUGCCGCCUUGCAGGCACCGGUCCUCCCUGAGCAAACGUCUGUACAAGAAACACCACUUCCAAGUGCAGAGGCUUCCCUUCAGACUGUACUAGCCGCAGUCCAAGCUGUUGAGAGGAAAUUAGAUUCUCAUGCCACGCGGUUGCUGGGUCUGGAAGGGAGAAUGUGGAUGGCUGAAAAAAAGCUAAUAGGUUGUGAGAGAACUGUGGUGGAGUUUGGGAACCAGCUGGAGAGUAAGUGGGCCGUGCUGGGAACUCUGAUCCAGGAGUAUGGGCUGCUGCAGAGGAGGCUGGAGAACAUGGAGAACCUGCUGAAGAACAGGAACUUCUGGAUCCUGAGGCUCCCCCCAGGCACUAACGGGGAGGUGCCCAAGGUACCGGUGACAUUUGAUGACAUCUCCGUCUAUUUCAAUGAGCAGGAAUGGAAGAGCUUGAAUGAAUGGCAGAAGGAGCUUUACAAGAACACCAUAAAGGGGAAUUAUGAGACCCUGAUCUCACUGGACUAUGCUGUUUCUAAACCUGACAUCCUGUCCCGGAUAGAGCGAGGGGAGGAGCCGUAUAUCGGGGAUCUGCAGGACUCUGAAGAAAGGAAAAUCUCUGUUGAGCCGUGCGUCAACUCUCCCGUUGCUGCACCUGGCCAGUGGUGCCAGACCGAACAAGGCGCAGAGCCGUGUGUUGGGGAACAGGGCAAUGCUAAGGAAAGAGGUGUCCCUGCAGACCCCAGCACAGUCUUUGGCUGUGACGUUUUAUCGUGGAUUAAACUAGAGGAACAGUCCUGUGCCGAGGAUCAGGAACACUUUGGGGAAGGAGCGCUCUCUACAGACCCCUACGCUGGGUGCCAAGCUUCUGCACGCUAUGCUUCCUGCCGGAGGGACGUCGAGGAAGAGCCAAGUGUGCAGGAUAUGCAGGUCUCGGAGGAAAGGCAAAUCCAUACAGAGCUCUGCGCAGAUCAUAACAAGAAAGCUUUGGAUGCGGUAGCAGCACAAGAAGAUUUGGCCAGGGCUUCAACAAAAAAAUCAAAUCUGCCCCCCAUGAUUGAUAGCCGAUUUACGGAAAAGGAUCUCAACGACGUCUUUACUUUUGAAUUUGAAAACCCCAAAUCUGGGCUUUUGCGAAAAGCAAAGAAGAAAUCGGCAACGUGCAAGGUGGAAAAGGAAGUGAAUGGCGAGCUCAAACCAUGUAGCUUCAAGACAAGUGAAGCAAGUGCCGUGAAAAGUUUCAACCUUUGGCGGCAUGUAAAACGUAACCAUCCUGAAAACUAUGCGGCUCUGGUUACAAAAAAGGACCAGGAAGAUGAGGCAAAACAGAAAACUGAUGCGGCUAAACGACGUCCAUCUGGAUCUUUGAAAACUCCCGGAGAAAAGAUUUUUUGUGGAGCUUCAUCUGAAAAGAAACCCAAAAUUGAGCAAACAAAACUUGACUCAUAUUUGAAGUCCUCAAAGGUUACAGUCACCAUGGAUGCCAAUACUUUCCGUGAAGGGCUGAUGGAAAUGGUUUGCUUGAGUUCAACACCGCUCACUACCUUCAGGCUAAAGAACAAAGGAUUCCAAAAAAUUGCAGGUGAAAUGGGUCGGCAGCUUGGCGUUUCGACGGGGCACGAUGCGGUUCGUCAUUUAGUUGUCAGCACAGCUGAGUCUGGUCGCCAAGAGCUCAAGAAAGCUUUGGAGCAAAAACUGUGCUACCUGAAAAUGGAUGCGGCAACCCAUGGAAACAGACAUUUCCUUGCAAUCAGUGCUCAGUACUACGAAGAAGGAAAAGAUAAAGCUGUGGUAAAAACCUUGGACAUAAUCGACACUGAAGGGCAGCACAAUUCUUCGUACGUGAAAAGUCAAGUAAAAGCUAUUUUAGAAAAAUUUGGGAUCAGUGAAAUGCAAGUGCUGAGCAUCUGCGUUGACAAUGCAGCAAACAUGACGUGUGCCGUCAAAAAUUUCAGCGAGGAUAAUGAAACCAUUUCUACCUCUGAGAACACGGAUGUGGACAGAACUGAAGCUAUUUUGCCUGAUGAAGGCACUAAAGGAAUGGAUGAAAUCGAACUCAACAGGGAUGCUGCUGCGCAAUGGGUUAAUGACCCCAGCCUCAUACUUCCAACAUGGCUUCAUGAGGACGACUCAAAAGUCCAACUGAUGAAGUGUGGUAUUCACACUCUUCAGCUGGCAAUCUGGGAUGGCCUGAACAAAGAACAUGCAAAGAAAUUUCUGGCAAAAAUUCGACAAGUCGUUGUCAAACUACGAACCCCAAGUAUUCAAAGUGUUCUGCUUGAUCUACAUGGGGUAACUCAAUCAUUGGAUACUGUGACUCACUGGGGUUCAACAUUUGCGAUGAUUGAUCGGCUUCUCGUUUUUCAAUCUUACUGUGAACAAGUGACGGCUGCUGCUGGAACAAGAGAACUCAAGUUAACAAAAGCUGAAUGGGACGAAGUGAAGAACCUGCGAGACCUCUUGGCAAAGCCAAACCAAACAACCGUGAAUCUUCAAGCCGUCGAUGUAACCCCGGGAGUUUUAAUGAAGGAAUGGCGAAAACUGUCAAAAUUCUUGCAAGAAAAUGGUGGACAAAUUGCAGAAGGAAUUCUAUCCUCCAUGCAGAAACGUGAAGAGAAGCUUUUUGACAAUAUUCAUUUCCUUGCUGGAGUUUAUGUUGACCCACGGUAUCGGAUUCUUCUUACCUCAAGGGAAAUACCAAAGGCAAAGGAAGGGCUCCUUGAUAUUGCUCGCCGACUCGAAAAACAAAAUCUAUUGCUACAUUUGAACUCGGCGAAAGAGGUUGAAGAAAACAAAACACAACAAAAGGAGUCCUCAACCAUCGAAUUUGCGUUUUCGGAAAGUUCACAUCCUUCAGAAAUAGCAAGCUGUUCUCAAACUUCCGUCUCCACUCUGAACUUGUUCGAGCGUCCAUCCCUGAGACGUCUUCAACCAUCACAGGGAAAUGGAGAUAAUUCAAGCACGAAUUCUUCAGAUGAUGACGCCUUCGAAAAGGAAUUGGAUAAACAAGAAAGACGCCGGCGAGUUUCUGCGAUUCAUAAUUGUAAUGAAGCGUUAUUUGAGAGCAACUUUCGGGAAGAUUGUGAGGCGAUGGAGUCUAUUGGUAGGCUGAAAGUUAAGUCUGUUUUUGAGGCCAUUCACAGCUACCCACACCGCAUUCAGGCUGCCUGUAGAAUUGCUUCGAGCAUGCCAACAACUCAAGCUGGUGUAGAGCGACUGUUUUCGGCUUUAAAGUUAAUUUUAAAUGGUUUGCGUCAGGGUGUGAAAGACGACUUGAUUGCUGCAAUAAUUUUUUACAGAAUGAAUUAUGAAUGAUUCUAGUUUGUAUCAUUGUUGAUGACAUUUAAAUGGUUUUAAAAGUCUGAAUAAAAAUGUUUUUUUAAAAUGA
Molecule: messenger RNA, 4665 nt
Organism: Chelonia mydas (Green sea turtle)
Lineage: Eukaryota; Metazoa; Chordata; Testudines; Cheloniidae
Exons: 9
Coding region: 918-4592 (1224 amino acids)
Biological process (GO): regulation of DNA-templated transcription
Source: RefSeq, a predicted model, not a curated record